Molecule: messenger RNA, 1629 nt
Organism: Magnolia sinica
Lineage: Eukaryota; Viridiplantae; Streptophyta; Magnoliopsida; Magnoliales; Magnoliaceae
Product: STOREKEEPER protein-like
Exons: 1
Coding region: 55-1383 (442 amino acids)
Biological process (GO): regulation of DNA-templated transcription
Cellular component (GO): nucleus
Source: RefSeq, a predicted model, not a curated record
CGGCAUAAAUAUAUCCCGAAACCCUACUCCUCCCCGUCCAUCUCUCUCAAAUCAAUGGCUCAAAAACGCGCUCCGGCCUCGUCUUCUUCUUCCUCUGCCGCGGCCUCUUCUUCAUCAGAAUCCGAAGAAGAAAACCCUACUCCCCUCUCCCAAAAACCCACCACCAAAAAGCCCGGUGAUGUCCCCGCCGCCCCACAUCAAGACGCUUCCAAAUCCAACGGUUCUAGUUCUUCCUCGGGCGAUGAAGACGACGACAACACCCAACCCAUCAACAAGAUCCAACCAUCCAAACCCAUCAAGCAAAAACAACAGGAAUCUGCCCCCAAUGAAAAAGAAAAGGAAGAAGAAAACGAUGAGUCUGAUUCGCUCUCAGAUUCCGAGUCCACUUCCGAGUCUGACUCGCCACCAAAAGACCCCAAACCCAACCCUCGCCCAUCUCGUGGGCCCGACCCCACCAUCAAACCCAUCACCUCGAAGCCUAUGGACGAUGUCUCCAAACCCAAGAAGCCCGCAGCAGCAGCGAAGCCCCCUCCCUCCACCCCGACAAAACCCGCCUCGGCCCUGAAGCGCCCGGCCGAAUCGAACGGCAAGGAUUCAAAGCGGAAACGAGGAGGGCUGGCAUCAGAUGAAGAGGACGACGAGCCCGCGAGGAAGUCCCUGUUUGUCAGGGUAUGGAGCGAUGAGGACGAGAUUGCAUUCUUGAAAGUUAUGAUUGAGGGUCUUAAGAAAGGAUCCAGGCCAUGGGAUGAUAUGAAUUCCUUCCAUGAAUCCAUCAAGAAGGCGGUACAUGCCGAAGUCAACCGCACCCAGGUCGCGACCAAGAUCCGGACGCUGAAAAAGAAGUACCAGACCAAUUUUCAGAAGGCAUUGAAAGGGAAAGAGCCUACUUUUGGGAAGCCCCACGACAAGGUAGUUUACGAUCUCUCUAAGAAGAUAUGGGGCACAGACAUUGAAGACAAUGGAUUGAAAUCAAAUGAUUUUGGGGGUGAUUCGAUGAAUGCUGAUGUGAAGAGUGGCAGCACUCCGAGCAGUCGGAAGGCCAAGGCGAAGACCCAGAUGACAGCUUUGGAAACAUCUUCGCCGUCAAAAGCAAUUAUAGGGACUGUGAAACCGGUGGGCCCUGUGGAAGAAGAAGAAGAAAGCUUGAAUCUAUAUCCUUUCAUCGAGGAAUCAAUGCAUUCUCAUUCAAAUUUUGGAAUGUCAUGUUUGAGCAAGGGUCUGCUGAAGGAAGCAUUGAGUUCAGUUGAUAGUUCAAAGGCAAAGGAGUUGGAAAGUAAAUGGAAGAAGGUACACUUGAUGGAGAUGAAGGUGUGCAAGAUGCGGGCCGAAGUGAUCCAACAACAGAUGGAGCUGUUUGCAGAUGCGCUCAAGUCGGUGGAUUGAUGGGGUUUUAAUGGAUAGUGAUCUGAUGGUUUGUUUUUUAUAAUGCAAAGAUUGUGUCCUUUUUUGGGGUUUUUGAUAGGAAUGUUUAUCUUUUAAUGUGGGUCUUUUCAGAUCUCGAUCCUGGAUCUAAUUAGAUGUGAUUAUGCAGCUUCUAAUCUUGUUUAUGUUUCUUUAUUUGUAUUCUGACAUUGGAUCUUCUUAUGCAUGAAAUAUUUUGAUAGUUCUAAAGAUAAGCUUUUUGUUUGA